AUGGCUUUUCAGAAAUCACCCUUCCUCCUAUUUUAUUUACCUGAUGACUGUUGGGAGCAUGUCUUCAAAUUUCUCAUCAUCUGCGGCGAAGGUGAAACCGAAAACAAACAGAAACUCUACUUUAAAUCUCUAUCUCUCGUCUCUAAACGAUUUCUCUCCAUCACCAAUAAACUCGUAUUCUCUAUCACCAUUUUUGAUCAUUCAUCUCGUUUUCUCCCUAGUUUCUUCCAUAGAUUCCCCAACCUUAAUUCCCUUCACCUCCACUUCGGCUCCAGUCGUCUCGACUCAACCAUUGCUUUGACUCUCCGUGACAGACCAACAUUGAAAUUUUUAUCCAUUUUCAAUAUUGAGCUAAACGAUGCAAAUGGCAUUACUUCACAAUACAUCGAUUCCCUCGUCACUUUGAAGGGUUUGAAUAUUCUUAAGUUCUGUUAUUCACAUAUCUCAGAUGAUUUGCUGUAUUCUAUUGCAAAGGAAGUUCUUCCUUUGAAGAACUUUGUUCUCAAGAAUUGUAUCGGCUAUAGUUAUGAUGGAAUUUAUUAUUUGUUAUCCAAAUGUCCAAAGAUACAACAUUUGGAUUUGCAUCAAGCUGAUUUCUUAAGGUAG
Molecule: messenger RNA, 606 nt
Organism: Lathyrus sativus (Indian pea)
Lineage: Eukaryota; Viridiplantae; Streptophyta; Magnoliopsida; Fabales; Fabaceae
Source: the annotation of a GenBank genome assembly